This is a messenger RNA of Nomascus leucogenys (northern white-cheeked gibbon), 5002 nucleotides long. RefSeq names its product potassium sodium-activated channel subfamily T member 2 (gene KCNT2). Gene Ontology annotation, cellular component: membrane. The record is from RefSeq and is a predicted model, not a curated record. Lineage: Eukaryota; Metazoa; Chordata; Mammalia; Primates; Hylobatidae. Gene Ontology annotation, molecular function: intracellular sodium-activated potassium channel activity. Gene Ontology annotation, biological process: potassium ion transport.
AGACUUUUGCUCCUGGGUUGGGUUUGCAUCAUCCCCAUUACACCCUCGGGAAAGAGGAGCCAGCCCCCUUUCAAGCCUUAGCUUCCGGCUCCAAGCCGAACCCCUCCCCCUCCCUGUCCCCUUCCCCUUCUCCCAUCCCUCUCUUGGCCACAGCGUCUUGUUAGUCCUCUUCCUUUACUCCGCAAUAUUUUCUUUCUUUCUCCCUCCUCUCCUCCAUUUGUUGUUUAAUGUUUCCCACUCUUUGAGGAAGGAUGGUUGAUUUGGAGAGCGAAGUGCCCCCUCUGCCUCCCAGGUACAGGUUUCGAGAUUUGCUGCUAGGGGACCAAGGAUGGCAAAACGACGACAGGGUACAAGUUGAAUUCUAUAUGAAUGAAAAUACAUUUAAAGAAAGACUAAAAUUAUUUUUCAUAAAAAACCAGAGAUCGAGUCUAAGGAUACGCCUGUUUAAUUUUUCUCUCAAAUUACUAAGCUGCUUAUUAUACAUAAUCCGAGUACUACUAGAAAACCCUUCACAAGGAAAUGAAUGGUCUCAUAUCUUUUGGGUGAACAGAAGUCUACCUUUGUGGGGCUUACAGGUUUCAGUGGCAUUGAUAAGUCUGUUUGAAACAAUAUUACUUGGUUAUCUUAGUUAUAAGGGAAACAUCUGGGAACAGAUUUUGCGAAUACCCUUCAUCUUGGAAAUAAUUAAUGCGGUUCCCUUCAUUAUCUCAAUAUUCUGGCCUUCCUUAAGGAAUCUAUUUGUCCCAGUCUUUCUGAACUGUUGGCUUGCCAAACAUGCCUUGGAAAAUAUGAUUAAUGAUCUACACAGAGCCAUUCAGCGGACACAGUCUGCAAUGUUUAAUCAAGUUUUGAUUUUAAUAUCUACAUUACUAUGCCUUAUCUUCACCUGCAUUUGUGGGAUCCAACAUCUGGAACGAAUAGGAAAGAAGCUGAAUCUCUUUGACUCCCUUUAUUUCUGCAUUGUGACUUUUUCUACUGUGGGCUUCGGGGAUGUCACUCCUGAAACAUGGUCCUCCAAGCUUUUUGUCGUUGCUAUGAUUUGUGUUGCUCUUGUGGUUCUACCCAUACAGUUUGAACAGCUGGCUUAUUUGUGGAUGGAGAGACAAAAGUCAGGUGGAAACUAUAGCCGACAUAGAGCUCAAACUGAAAAGCAUGUCGUCCUGUGUGUCAGCUCACUGAAGAUUGAUUUACUUAUGGAUUUUUUAAAUGAAUUCUAUGCUCAUCCUAGGCUCCAGGAUUAUUAUGUGGUGAUUUUGUGUCCUACUGAAAUGGAUGUACAGGUUCGAAGGGUACUGCAGAUUCCAAUGUGGUCCCAACGAGUUAUCUACCUUCAAGGUUCAGCCCUUAAAGAUCAAGACCUAUUGAGAGCAAAGAUGGAUGACGCUGAGGCCUGUUUUAUUCUCAGUAGCCGUUGUGAAGUGGAUAGGACAUCAUCUGAUCACCAAACAAUUUUGAGAGCAUGGGCUGUGAAAGAUUUUGCUCCAAAUUGUCCUUUGUAUGUCCAGAUAUUAAAGCCUGAAAAUAAAUUUCACAUCAAAUUUGCUGAUCAUGUUGUUUGUGAAGAAGAGUUUAAAUACGCCAUGUUAGCUUUAAACUGUAUAUGCCCAGCAACAUCUACACUUAUUACACUACUGGUUCAUACCUCUAGAGGGCAAGAAGGCCAGCAAUCGCCAGAACAAUGGCAGAAGAUGUACGGUAGAUGCUCCGGGAAUGAAGUCUACCACAUUGUUUUGGAAGAAAGUACAUUUUUUGCUGAAUAUGAAGGAAAGAGUUUUACAUAUGCCUCUUUCCACGCACACAAAAAGUUUGGCGUCUGCUUGAUAGGUGUUAGGAGGGAGGAUAAUAAAAACAUUUUGCUGAAUCCAGGUCCUCGAUACAUUAUGAAUUCUACAGACAUAUGUUUUUAUAUUAAUAUUACCAAAGAAGAGAAUUCAGCAUUUAAAAACCAAGACCAGCAGAGAAAAAGCAAUGUGUCCAGGUCAUUUUAUCAUGGACCUUCCAGAUUACCUGUACAUAGCAUAAUUGCCAGCAUGGGUACUGUGGCUAUAGACUUGCAAGAUACAAGCUGUAGAUCAGCAAGUGGCCCUACCCUGUCUCUUCCUACAGAGGGAAGCAAAGAAAUAAGAAGACCUAGCAUUGCUCCUGUUUUAGAGGUUGCAGAUACAUCAUCGAUUCAAACAUGUGAUCUUCUAAGUGACCAAUCAGAAGAUGAAACUACACCAGAUGAAGAAAUUUCUUCAAACUUAGAGUAUGCUAAAGGUUACCCACCUUAUUCUCCAUAUAUAGGAAGUUCACCCACUUUUUGUCAUCUCCUUCAUGAAAAAGUACCAUUUUGCUGCUUAAGAUUAGACAAGAGUUGCCAGCAUAACUACUAUGAGGAUGCAAAAGCCUAUGGAUUCAAAAAUAAACUAAUUAUAGUUGCAGCUGAAACAGCUGGAAAUGGAUUAUAUAACUUUAUUGUUCCUCUCAGGGCAUAUUAUAGACCAAAGAAAGAACUUAAUCCCAUAGUACUGCUAUUGGAUAACCCGCCAGAUAUGCAUUUUCUGGAUGCAAUCUGUUGGUUUCCAAUGGUUUACUACAUGGUGGGCUCUAUUGACAACCUAGAUGACUUACUCAGGUGUGGAGUGACCUUUGCUGCUAAUAUGGUGGUUGUGGAUAAAGAGAGCACCAUGAGUGCCGAGGAAGACUACAUGGCAGAUGCCAAAACCAUUGUGAACGUGCAGACACUCUUCAGGUUGUUUUCCAGUCUCAGUAUUAUCACAGAGCUAACUCACCCAGCCAACAUGAGAUUCAUGCAAUUCAGAGCCAAAGACUGUUACUCUCUUGCUCUUUCAAAACUGGAAAAGAAAGAACGGGAGAGAGGCUCUAACUUGGCCUUUAUGUUUCGACUGCCUUUUGCUGCUGGGAGGGUGUUUAGCAUCAGUAUGUUGGACACUCUGCUAUAUCAGUCAUUUGUAAAGGAUUAUAUGAUUUCUAUCACGAGACUUCUGUUGGGACUGGACACUACACCAGGAUCUGGGUUUCUUUGUUCUAUGAAAAUCACUGCAGAUGACUUAUGGAUCAGAACUUAUGCCAGACUUUAUCAGAAGUUGUGUUCUUCUACUGGAGAUGUUCCCAUUGGAAUUUACAGGACUGAGUCUCAGAAACUUACUACAUCUGAGUCUCAAAUAUCUAUCAGUGUAGAAGAGUGGGAAGACACCAAAGAUUCCAAAGAACAAGGGCACCACCGCAGCAACCACCGCAACUCAACAUCCAGUGACCAGUCGGACCAUCCCUUGCUGCGGAGAAAAAGCAUGCAGUGGGCCCGAAGACUGAGCAGAAAAGGCCCAAAACACUCUGGUAAAACAGCUGAAAAAAUAACCCAGCAGCGACUGAACCUCUACAGGAGGUCAGAAAGACAAGAGCUUGCUGAACUUGUGAAAAAUAGAAUGAAACACUUGGGUCUUUCUACAGUGGGAUAUGAUGAAAUGAAUGAUCAUCAAAGUACCCUCUCCUACAUCCUGAUUAACCCAUCUCCAGAUACCAGAAUAGAGCUGAAUGAUGUUGUAUACUUAAUUCGACCAGAUCCACUGGCCUACCUUCCAAACAGUGAGCCCAGUCGAAGAAACAGCAUCUGCAAUGUCACUGGUCAAGAUUCUCGGGAGGAAACUCAACUUUGAUAAAAGUAAAAUGAGAAACUUUUUUCCUACAAGGACCUUGCUUGAAACCACAAAAGUUUUGCUGGCACGAAAGAAGCUAGAUGGAAAUAUAUGUAAUUCUCUCAUAUUUAAAAACGUAAUCUCUUCUCUUAGAAGUAUAGAUCAUUUUGAAACUUAAUGUACUACUUACUGGUACUCUCCCUGUUAAUAUUUGAAGGACAUCAAUGGAAUAAAUUUGAAAAGCUAUAUUAAAAUACAAAAAUUUAAAUCUGACAUUUGUUUUAUAAUAAUCCAAACUCUAUGAAAGCAAUUUUAAAAAUUAUUAAGGUUUCAUGAAGUUGACAAAAUCUAACUAUAUUUGGUGCAUCACAAUGGACACAGAAUGCUGCUGCUCCUCUUAAAAAUUAAAUGUGUCAUAUUCUUUAAACUUACUGUUUUACAAAAUUGAGCUCAUCGUAAAUGUCUAGUCUUCUCUACAUACAGAUUAACCAACAAACUUGUGUGGCUGACUUUUGUGUAAAAAUCAUAGUUUGCUUUAGAAUACAAAUCUUUAAGUCAUUUUAACUUUUUUUCUCUGCCUUACGAUAUACAAAUAUUUAUCUUAGAAUUUGAGAUGUUCAUAGCAUGUUUUAUUACACUGAAGAAACUAAAACAUAAAUGAAAAGAAACACUAGGUUCCCGCACUUUUUGGUAACUUUAUGUCUAGCAAAUAUUUUAUGCCAAGAAAAGCAUACUAUAAAGCAAAUAUCUAUUAUUCUCCUAAACGAAUGCCUAGCAUAGAGAAAAUACUUAAUACACAUUUGUUGACUUAAAUUUAAUUCAAGGAUUGAAAAAUUAACUGGAUAUCUUGAAAUACACAGUAAUAAUUGUCCUUAGACUCUUGAGCUUCACCAUUUUUUGUAUAUCUAUAUAGUAAAUUUCAUUAGAAAAAUUCUUUUAAAAUUGACAGAAGAUAAUUUAUACCUCUUAUGGACUCUGAAGACACUUCAAAUCAUUAAAAGUCCUUAUGUCUUUGGUAAUGAAACAAUAACACUCAGUGAAGGGUGUAUUAAAAACUUUGACUUAAUUUUGAAAUCAUAUAUAUGAACUAUAACAUGAGAGAAAAGCAUAAAACAAAAAUAGGUAGUUCUUGGCUUUUAACAUUAAUGCAAAUCAUGCAGAAUUUGAGUUAUAAAUUUAAAUAUAAAUUGACCAUUAAUGAUAUCCAGUUUUUCAUUUUUUACCUGUAUUGCAUUUCCCCCCUAGAGAAAUAGAUCAAAAAAGCACAAGAGUAUGCGUACAUAGUUUACCAGGUAGUGGAAGUGUGUUAAAAUGUUCCUAUAAAAGAAACAUUGGUAAAUUUAAAUAUAUACUAUUCUAAUUUU